AUGAUCUUCCACAGUCCUUCACGAUUCACCGUGUCGAAGGCUUUCGUCAGGUCUUUGCCUGCUCACCGUCUCCAUUUCAGCAAUGAGCUAGCUCAACGGCUAGACAACCUUCCUAUCGCUGCCGCCGCCGCUGCCGAGAACGCCUCCGUGGAGAACCGCUGGUGUCAACUGCGAGACACGGUCCAGUCGACGGCGCUCGCCGUCCUCGGUCGCGCUCCCCGCCAACACCAGGACUGGUUCGACGACAACGACGCCGCCAUCAGAAAUCUGCUUGCUGAAGAGAACCGCCUACACAAAGCCUACGUAGAUCACCCCACUGAGGACAAUAAAGCUGCCUUCUACCGCAGUCGCCGACAGCUUCAGCAACGACUGCGCGAGAUGCAGGACGCCUGGACUGCUCGCAAAGCUGAGGAGAUCCAAGGCUACACGGACCGCACCGAAUGGAGGAACUUCUUCUCCGCGAUCAAAGCUGUCUACGGUCCGCCGACGAAGGGCACUGCUCCUCUCCUCAGCGCCGACGUAGCACUCGCCUGA
Molecule: messenger RNA, 534 nt
Organism: Spirometra erinaceieuropaei
Lineage: Eukaryota; Metazoa; Platyhelminthes; Cestoda; Diphyllobothriidea; Diphyllobothriidae
Source: the annotation of a GenBank genome assembly